Molecule: messenger RNA, 627 nt
Organism: Acanthamoeba castellanii str. Neff
Lineage: Eukaryota; Discosea; Longamoebia; Acanthamoebidae
Exons: 4
Coding region: 1-627 (208 amino acids)
Source: RefSeq, a predicted model, not a curated record
AUGGGCAUUGAUCCUGCACUCUUCGAGGACCCAAACGUAGAAGAUGAAGAUUAUGACGAAGAUGGAGUUAUGAGUAUUGAGGCUCAUGCCAAGGCUCUGCAACCUGCCGACAUGGACCACAAGGCCGUUGAUGCCGCCAUGCGAUUGGCGUCAGGGCUGCACGUCGAAGACGAUGUUGAAGUGGAAAUAACCGAAGACGACCUCAACGACCCAUCUCUCUUAGCCGAGCUGGAGGACCUUGACGAAGACAAGCCACGAAGCGAGCAAGCUCACUGCAGAGACGCAGAAGUGCCUCAGCUUGAAGAGGGCCGGCCGUACCGAAGAGGUAAGUCUCUGGCGCCACGUCUUGCGCCCAACAGAUGGCACAGCUUGUCUCAGCGCGGUAGCAAUACUGAUCGGCUCUUACAGGCACAGGAAGUGCUGCUUACCGUGAGGGACCUGCAGGCGCGUGUUGCCAAGCUCAAGGAAGCGGGCGGCAACGACGGUAAUGAUCUUGUUCGCCUGGAAGCCGAGGCUUCAGGAAAACCAACCAGACGGCACUGGGCGCUGCUCCAGCCGCUGUCCCACCUGCCGCCGCGCCACCGAGAACACCCAGUGCGCCGUCGCAGCGUCAGGCAACGCCCGUAG